Messenger RNA from Penicillium brasilianum, 1406 nucleotides. The record is from the annotation of a GenBank genome assembly. Lineage: Eukaryota; Fungi; Ascomycota; Eurotiomycetes; Eurotiales; Aspergillaceae.
CUGUGGGGUACAUAUGAAUAUGAGUUUUCCGUUCCAUUUCAAAUUGCAAUCGGCUGACUUCUAAAAUUCACCACUCAUCCUCACCAUGCAGGGCAAGGUUUCUGACCGAGGCAAAGGCCUUGCCGCACAGAGGCCAUCUUUCCUCGCUGUAUUGAGUGAUCAAUGGUCUCCGUCAUCGAACCCCAACGGGAUCGUGAAUCUCGGCCUUGCCGAGAAUACACUUAUGCACGCGGAGAUGGUGGGCUUCAUCAAUUCUCAUCUGCAAACCAACGCACAUGCAUUGACCUACGGGGAUGGGUUCAGCGGCUCCCACAAUCUCAAAGAAAGCCUUUGUCGCUUUAUGAACCGUCAAUUCUCGCCUCGGACUGCGCUAUGCCCCUCCCAUCUUGUCAUUACAUCUGGCGUCAGCAAUGCGCUUGAAUGUUGUGCCUGGGGUUUAGCAGAUCUUGGAGAUUUUUUCAUGGUCGGACGGCCAUAUUUCAAUGCAUUUAGGACGACCUUUGGAAACCGGCCAGGAGUUCAGCUUCUUGAAGUCGAUUUUGGAGAAAUCGAUCCAUUCAGCAUAGCCGCAGUCCAAAAAUACGAAAGAGCAUUGAUUGAAGCGAUAAGCAAAGGCUUAUGCAUCAAAGCCCUUGUCUUAUGCUCACCACACAAUCCGCUUGGACGUUGCUACCCUGAACAUGUCUUGAAAGAAUACUUGAAGUUCUGUUCAAGAAAUGGACUUCACCUUAUUUCCGACGAGAUCUAUGCGCUAUCAGUCUGGGAUAACCCUCGUCUUCCCAAUGCCCCAGGUUUUAGAUCCGUCUUGUCUAUAAACCAAGAGGGGAUCAUUGAUCCUAGCUUUGUACAUACUGUAUGGGGCUUAAGUAAGGAUUUCGGUGCAACUGGACUAAGAAUUGGCUGCUUGGUUAGUCAGUCGAAUAAGCUAUUUCUGGAGGCUGCAGAGGGCAUUUCCCUCUACAAUAUUCCAUCGAGCCUCGCAGACCAGGUUACUACAUCGCUCUUGCUAGAUGAUAGCUUCGUUAAGAAGUAUAUUGCAACUAAUCGGGCACGCUUGGCUGGCAGCUAUCAUUUUGCGACGAAGUGGUUACGGACCCAUGGAAUUCCUUACCUUGAGUGCAACGCCGCGUUUUUCAUUUGGAUUAACUUGAGGGCUGUGGUAAAAGAUGCCACUGCUGAGGAUAUUCUUGUAAGGCUCCGAAAAGAGGGAAUUUACAUCGCGGCUGGUGAACAUUAUGGGGCAGAAGAAACGGGGUGGUUUCGGCUGGUUUUUUCGCACCCGCUAAACAUAUUGGAGGAGGGACUGAACCGGUUGAUUCAGUCCGUUCAGUAACAACUUUUACUUUCUUCAAUUUAGUCGAUUAUUUUCUGUGUAUUGGACUGAAUCCACGUGACUUUUAUGCAAC